Molecule: messenger RNA, 873 nt
Organism: Paramecium pentaurelia
Lineage: Eukaryota; Ciliophora; Oligohymenophorea; Peniculida; Parameciidae
Source: the annotation of a GenBank genome assembly
AUGAUUGCUAUAUUCUUUAUACUGAUACCUAUAUCAAAGACUUAGAAAUGUUCAUGUAAUGAAAUCUAUUUUGAGGAUUUAUGUAGAGAAGCCAGAGGAUGUGCAUAUGAUGAUAGAACUGGAAUUUGUGAAGAAAUUUAAUGUAUUGAAAGACCAAUCGAUGAUUGCUUUUAUUUUGCAGGAACAAUCAGAUGUUAUUGGGAUUAAAAUGUGGGAUUUUGUAAGGAACUAGAAAGUUGUGAAGAGUUUUAAGAAUUAGCAGAAAAAGAUUCAUAUAAAGAAUAAUGUUUAGAAAUAAAUUGUUCUUGGGAUUAUUAAGAUUAAAUAUGUUUAUCAAAUUCUUAAUAAAAAUUGUGUUCAUAAUAUGAUUUUUAAUAUUGUUAAGGUGCUUAAUAAACAGUGAAUUUAAUAACUAGUAAAUGUAUAUUGAAUGGAGAAUUGGGUGAUACUUGUAUUGCAUUUCUCAAUUGUGAGGAUAUUACAUAUAAAGAAUCUUGUGACCUUGAUUUUUGCAAAUAUGAAGAUGGAUAAUGUAAAACUAAGGAAUGUAAUGAUUAUACAAUUACAACUUGUCCUAAUUAUAAUAGAAUAAGUGAUAAAUAAUGUUAUCCAACAAUUGAUUCUGGAUGUUAAGAAUUUAUAUGUGAAAAUUUUACUGAAAUAUCUGAGUGUUAAAAUCAUCCAAGAUGUUUUUGGAGUGAAGAUUUAAACUAAUGUUAUUAAUAAGUAUGUGAUAAAGCAACUUAUGCUACUUAAUGUUUAAGUUUUAGUUAUGUAGUUGAAAAUGCUGAAUGCAAAUGGGAAAACGAUAAUUGUUAUUCUUGUUAUUCAAUUAUCUUGUAUCAUUUGUUAUUCACUUAUUUAUCAUAUUGA